AUGAAGUGACAAACUUAACGUCUGCGGUAAAAUCUCUGAGAGACUGGCGAAAUGAUCGAACUUUGAAAGAUCUUCGACGACAGGCGCUUUUGUUGAAACUCAACCGUCAGAUUGCGUAUAUGUACUAUAUAUUUAAAUUAUAACGAAAGAAUAUUUCAGAACUCUUUUGAAACUCUUUCAAGACGACGCGUGCCUAAAGAAGCCGUGCCGGGCAGGCGGAACUUGUAUCCCGCGAUUUGGGAACAAAUAUUACUGCUUGUGUCCACCUCAUUCUACGGUUUUUGAUUGAUGAGAAAAAUCAAGUUAUUAAAAAAAACAGGGAGUCAACUGUGAGAACGACGUCGAUGAGUGCGACGUCUACAAAGGAACUCCGGCUGGAUGUCAGAACAACGGAACUUGUUUGAACGUUCCCGGAGGAUUCAUGUGAGAAAUUCAUUGAUAAAAAAAAUGUCAAGAAAGGGUUUUUUUGAACGCCUCGUGUCAUUAAAGAAGUUCUGCAGAACGUUUUUUUCUGGUUUUCUGCUUAUCAGUGCUCUCUUUCAGGCUUACUAGUUUCAGAGACGUUUCCUUUGUAACGUUUAAUUUUAUUCAAUUUUUUGAUUUCAAAGAAUAUUCCUUUUUCAUACUUUUAUUUCAUUCAUGUUUUUUUCAGCUGCACCUGCCCACACGGUUUCCACGGACAACUCUGCCAGUUUGAACUUUCGCAAUGUUCGAGAACUUUUGAGAUUUGUGGACCUCAUGGCCAUUGCAUCGACGUCGACAAUCCGAAAAGCGAGGUUCAAGAAGAAUCAACAAAAAAGAAAAACAUUUUAUAUAAGAAAACAUCACUUCAUUUGGAAAAAAAACAGCGAAAAAUUGAGUCCAAAAUCUCCCUUGAAGUAAACUUUUAAGAGUACAUGUACGUAAAGAUGAAGUGGAACUUGGGACUCUUAGACCUUAGUCUCUAACUUCCAUUUCAGGUCAAAUACAAAUGCCUCUGCGACUGGGGAUACAAAGUCUCGCCGGACGCCUCGAAUCCGACUUGCGUCGACGUCGACGAGUGCUCUUCGAACCCGUGUCAUCCGGGAAUGGACUGCAUAAACCUCCCAGGCACCUUCACCUGCUCCGGCUGUCCUCCCGGAUACCAGAGUAACGGGAAUAUCUUUCCGGAGAAACGAAUCGGAAUUUUUGCAGUGGAAGGUCAGAGAUGCGUGGACGUGGACGAGUGUGCGGCUGAAGAGCCUCCUUGUUCCACAGAUCCGCCGGUCGUCUGCAGAAACACCAUCGGUGGAUACACCUGCGAGAGUUGUCCUCCAGGUGGGCUUCUUUGGGUAAUUCAAGAAAAAACGAAAAUAUCGUGGAAGGUUAAAAAAUUUACUUUCAAAAAAGUCUAAAUGUGGCUCAGAACAAGUCUGCACCCAAUCAAAUUUCUUGGCAGGUUAUACCGGAGACGGCAAAAAGUGCGAGAAGCAGUCGGCGUGUCUGAACGCCAACUGUCACGAGCUGGCCAAGUGUCGCGAGUCGGACGAGGUCUGGCACACCAACGGCUACAUCUGCGUGUGUCCCUCGGGCUACGCCGGCGACGGAGUCGGCCUCAACGGCUGCGAAAAGACCAACUCGACCGUCUGCCAGACGAAUCUCUGCAUGAACGGCGGCAAGUGCCAGGUCUCUUCGUUUCCUCCAAAAACUUAUGAAAAUCAAUUAAUAAUAAUAGGUUUAUUCAAAUCAACUAAAAUGAGUUUUAUCAUUCACAGGAAAAAGUGCAGUUAAAUAAAGGACUUAAGGAGACUACCUUAACAUGGAAAAAGCUAGUCUUCGACCCGGUAUUUGAAAAGUAGGCAAAACGCAAAAAAUAAGCUGAUACAUAAAAUACGGAUGUUGUGAAAUAAUCAAGCUCAAUCCAGAAAGAAUCAUUGAAGAAAUUCGAAUCUAGAUUUGUUGAAGGUUAUUUAGCCAUAAUGAAAUAAAUUUUGAAAAAUAUGUGUUCAUGAAAUUGAGUGAAAAUUCGAAGUGUAUUUUCUGUAAAGGAGAAGUAGUAAAAAGGAGAAGUAGUAAAAAAAAGUGAUGAAGAUUUCCCACAUUUUUUCAAUUUUUUCAGCCCUUAAACAACGUCUCGUAUAGAUGCGUCUGUCCUGACGGCUACUUUGGAACUUUUUGCCAAAACGUCUGUCAUUCCCUUCAACCUUUCCGAAAAAGUGAAUUUCUCUUCAGCGCGAUCCAUGUUCGGUGAAUCCUUGCUUGAACGGUGGAAAGUGCCAGAGAGCCACCACCUACGAGUACAAAUGCCAGUGCACUGGGAACUUCUACGGUGAACAGUGCGAGCUCGAGGAAGAAUGUGAGGAGUUUAAAAAAGAGGUCUUGACAAGAGCAACAGUUUUUGUUUCAGUUAUGUUACAAGAGUUUUGGAGGUCUGUUGGGAAAAAAACGAAAAAAAAAAACAAUGAUGGUAUUAGUUACUUAUGAUCAGUUCGACUUCGCAAUAAAAAUUAAGCCCAAAUUUUUUCGUAGGCAUGCCUGUUUUUGUGACCAACGAGGCUUCACCUAUCAUUCAGAAAUGACCUCAGGUUGAGCUUUCAAAAGUUAUAGCAACCGUAACUUACUCACUGUCCUGUGUGAUGAUCAUUGAGCGCCAUCUGAGAAAUUAAAAAACAUAAAUAUCCUUCAGCCUUCUUGAAAAUCAUAACACCAUAAUAAAAGCAACUUUCUUUUCCUUUUUUUCAAACUGUUUCCCGAUACUUUGCGAGGCUGCUUCAUUUUCCAGCUUGCAAUUCGCACAUCACCCAGGAAAGUGGCAACGUGACUUUCGAAUACAAAACCUCCACCAGCCGUAUUUGUGACUACACAUUCAAUAUUGCGCGCCAAAAGUCCGCGUUGAAACUGACGUUCCUUUCCUUCGACGAAAUGUCUGCCGGACUGUCUUUGUCCACCGACUGCGCAACGACUCUGGGAAAUCUUACGGUAAGGGGAAAACCAAGAACUGGAGGAUUACUGUGACAGGUCUACGACGGUCUUUCCGACACUUCGACGCGAUUCGCGACCUUCUGUGGUGACCGCAACAGCAUUUAUGUGAGGAAAAUUGCUCUUGAAAGAUUUGUAAUGCUAAAAAUGUUUCGAAAUAUGGUCAAUGAGUUGUUGAAUUUAAGUACUCAAUAAUUUUUCACAGUCAGAGGGAAAGGGUAGUGAAGAAAGAAAAAAAAAAGACAGAACACGACUUUAAAAAGAGUUUUGAUUCAAAAAACGCAAUCUUCAAAUGAGUCUCAAUAUCAGGCUCCGCUGAUCGAUCAGCCCAUCACGAUGACGUCGACGCGAGCUCUCCUGCGCUUCCGAGGAGUUUCUGGGAAGUUCUCCCUCAAAUGGGAAACCAUUGAGCGAAGUGAGUACUUCCUCAGCUCAUCGUCACAUUUCCAACUCACAGGCUGCGGCUUCCGAACUACAAACAGCGAAGGCGACCUGGUCGUGCCUCCGAACAAGCAGGACGCCGUCUGCGAAUGGUUCAUCUCGGCGCCGUCGACCAAAGACGUCGAAGUGACGAUUCCUUCCGUCGAGAUGUACUCCAACAUCGACAACGACUGCACCAAGAACUCUCUCGAGGUUUGGAAGCCCGGAAAAACAAAAGAAGUCAAAUUGUGAAGAUAUUCGACGGCUACACUUCUUACGACGCUCACCGCAUUGCGCAAGUUUGCUCCAGCAACAACCAGAGCACUACGGUACUUUUUAUUCUCAGUUUAGACCUGCAGUUAAAAAAUGUUGAGGAACUUUCAGAAAAAGUCGAAAAGUUUGUGAGUUUGCAAACUGUGUGAACAUCUAGGUUUUAAAAUAUACCCCUCGAAGUUAAGUGAAACUACGCUAAUAGAAUGGAAUAUUGAGAAAAAUCAAAGUUAGACAGUAUUUUUCCAGCUGAUAUUUUCAGAAUUUUCAUUUAGCGGAAAGCGUCAGGGCAAAUACUCAAAAAAAUCGAAAGCUCAAACUCCUAUCAAUUUGUAUCUCAAUCAAUGGUAUUGAUAAAAGUAAAAGUAAGUCAGAUAAGAUCAAAAAUCCUGAUAAUUUUGAACAUGCGAAAAAAAAAUUAGAAUUGAAUAAGUUCAGCUUCUGAUUUUUUCACAAGGUUACAACAAAAAGUUUUCCAUAGAAGAAAUGAUUUCUUGUAAUCUCUAUUUUGGUUUAAGCUCCGGUCGACAGGUCCACAUUUGACAGUUAGUUUCAUCAGCAACUUGCCGACUCUGGAGAAUCGUGUGCAGCAGAGAGGAUUCGUCAUCAAGUAUCGAUUCGUGGAGAGUCCGUGGAAAAAUGAUUCACAGCUCUCAAGAAAAUCUUCAGAAGAACGAGAAUGCGGCGGCGACCUUAAGAAUGAAGAAGGCAAAAUCGGCUGGAAGGGAGUCAUCGAGUCGCCGAAUUACGGCUCUCUAUACCCACCAAACAUGGAUUGCACGUGGAAAUUCUCUGGGAAACCCUUGGACAACGAUACGGAAGAAGACGGUCAACAGCUCAAGCUCACUUUUGAAGAGUUCGACGUUGUUUCUCCAUAUCUUCCUCUGGGACCAAGCUCAUACAGUAAGGCCAAAUACAGUACCUCAGCUGUUGUUGUCGUUCAGUCCGACAGAUGGGCCUCGGCUUUGGUCCGUUUUCUUCUUGGAACCGACGGAGGCUCUGGUCACGGCCUUUUCUUGAUUUGGGCACUACUCUCAAGUGCAACGAAGACUUUCUUCAAGUGGCUAUCAUAAUGAAUUCCGUCGAAUUUGACUAUCUUUGAGAUAAUCACCGAUUCUGGCCUGUACUUUGACGCUUGCAAUGGUCACAAGCCAAAGAACGAGCUCGUGAUACCGAGCAACGAGGUCGUUUUGAAAUUCCACUCGGACAGUCGGCAGCAAGGAAAAGGAUUCCGCGUCAAGUAUGAAAGCGGUAAGACCGAAAACAUUACAAAGGAAAGGAUAGUGGGUUGCAGUCUGUGAGAAUAAGUUCUCUGGGAACGGAACGAUCCGCUCGUGGAACUAUCCGAGCGGCGGCGUCGCUGGAAAGUGCACCUACAUCAUUCAAGCUCUCAAAACAGAAGCGAUCACCCUGAAGUUUGAAUCGAGAAGGAAAUCCUGUGCAAAGUCUAACUUUCAGGAUCAAAACCUUGGGUCUUAGGGUUAUUUCUCAAUCCGAAUGUUUUUAUCCCAAAGACGCCAUCGAAACAUAUCCUAACUAUAUUGAGGUUUGUCUUUUUUGUACGGGUAAAAAAAGAAAAAUAUUUAAAAAAAAUUGACUUAUUAGGGACUAGUCUCACUUUGAGUUAUUAUAUUUUCUAUUUAUUUUCUAAAUAAUAUCUUCUCAAAAUGCAAAAAAAGUUUGGUUUAGACUCCACUAUAGAGAUUUUUAAGCUGAUAAAAAAACGGAAUUUGGUAAAUUUUAUUGUUUUUUUUCUGGAAUUGGAGAGCAUUUACUGAUUAGCAUAUCGAGGCUAUGGUUUUAAAUAUUUUUCACAGGUCACUGGUGGGCACAAGGAAGACAAAACCCUAAACAGAAGAUACAUAUGUGCCAAGUAUCCUUUCGUCGAAGAAAACGCUCUGAUUGCUCCUGGAAAUCGGCCGCUGACGAUCGUCGUCAACAGCAACGGAGAUCCCAAGUUCACGGGUCUUCUCAUCGAAUACACGACCACCAACAUCGGUACAGUUUCUUUUCUAAUUUCUUUUAAACUGCUUCCUUCUCAAUGCUUAGGGAAUUGUCUCUACGUUGGUUUUCUUAACUUUUAUAAAAACUAGGUGCUUUUAGUUGUUCGGUGUAAUUAUCAUAAGAAGCCACUCAUGAACAUUUACUUUUUUCUCUCAGGAUGCGGCGGCGUCUUCACCACGAUGACGUCACACAUCAACUCACCCAACUACCCAGAACGCUACAUGCCGCACAUGCACUGUAUCUACACGAUCCUCGUCGGAUGGGUCCGUUUUGUUCUUGUUCUGAAACGGCGAUUAUGGGAUUUUGCAGGGAAAAGUCGUCCGGGCGACGUUUGAAGCUUUUGACUUGGAGUCGACGCCUUCGAAAGAUUGCGAGUUCGACCGGGUCGAAGUCUAUGAGAAGUACACUAACGAAGAUGACCACGGACCUUUGCUAGCCAAGUUUGUCUUGCAAAAAAAACUGAAAAAAGCUAAAGAUAUCAAAAAAAGAUGCAAAAUUAAGAGAGCGUAUUUUUUAAAAAAUUUCACAUUCUCAGAAAUGCCAUAGUUUUCCCUAUAGAGGUUAGAGUCUGACUAUAAACCUCUAAAGCUCAAGUGGUCCAUGUAGGGUCUUUUAAACCUUUUUCAGGCGUAAAAAAUGAUGAGACGAAAUUGACCAAUCCUCUGUUGUUUUUUUUCAGGUCAUCUAAAAAUAACUUGUUGCAGAUUCUGCGGCUCGAUGCUUCCUCCGGCGAUCAUGUCACCGGCCAACAAAAUGGUCCUCGUCUUCAUUUCUGACCGGUCCGUUGCCGGCAGUGGCUUCAGCGCCAAGUACGAGGCCGUCGAGGAGUCUCAGACCUGCGACCAGACUUUCUUGGCGCCGAGUGGCGAGAUCGUCUUCAACUCGACGGAAGUCCGAGUCAACAAAUGCUCCUUCCACGUCGCGGUCCCCGGAAACAAGAGGAUUCUCCUGAAACUCAAUGACAUCGACAUGCCUUGCUUCACAACUCAGCUCAAACUGAGGUAGGGCUUUUGCUUUUUUUCAAUAGUUUGGUCAAAUGAUGCAAGAUAAAAACAUCAUGAACCAAACAUUUAUAUCAGACUUUCGUUUAGGUGGAUACAGUCUGAAAGAUAAACACAUAUUUAAAUUUUUUUUUAGGCUUGUUUUCGAAAUUGGGAACAGCUUUCUAAUUUCAGAUAUUCCUAUCAAUAACUUUUCAAUAAGAGAAUCAUGUUUUCAUAUCCCUAACAAUCCAUUUUUUAGGAACGGACCCAGCGAAAGCUCUCCAGGCUUCACCACUCUCUCGGACAACUCUCAAAUCUGCGACAAUCAAAAGUUCAGCAUCUUGAGAUCUCAUGGAUCGAGAGUUCUGCUGACCUUCACUUCAACCGACCCGAGAAACGUGUUUUUCAACAUCUCCUACGAGUCAAUUUCUUCGGGUAAUUCUUUCUGACGAGGAAGUGUUGCAUUAUCAACUUGAGGUUGUGGCGGCCUAGUAACUGGCCUGACGGGCAGCAUUUCGGCUCCCCAAUACCCACUCAAGGACUCUUCAGCCAUCGAAUGCCAAUGGACGGUGGCCGUCGCCCUCGGAAACCGCAUCCGCUUCUCCGUCACUGAACUCGACGACCUCAAAUCCUCAGACGAGUUCGGCUACUGCGCCAUGUUCCCUGCUAACCGGCUUGAUGUCUGAGCGCUGUCCAGAUUCACGCUCAAUCGUUUUUUUCAGGUUCUCGAUGGACCUCACGCUGCAUCAAAGACCAUCGUGAGGUACUGCAGAAAAGAAUUCGCUCCGGAACCAGUGGACUCGGAAGACAACGAAAUCGUCGUGCGAUACAAGUGGACAUUCCACACUUUUCUUUUCAUUGGUUUCUGCUUUCAGGCAGCAAGGAAGCUACCAGACCGGUGGGAUCUUCGGAUUCCUGGCCCAUUUCACGACUGUUUGCAAGGGAGUUCUUCUGACCGACCUCAGCGGCUCGAUUCAGUCGCCAGGAUAUCCUCAUCACGUAUCGACCAAUCUUCUCUGCCAAUGGACUAUUCAAGUAGGUGGAAAAGAAUUACAUAUGGAGGGAAAAAAGCACCGUAUUCGAAAAACAAAAUUUUUCUGACAAAGAGCAUUUUUACAGGUACCUCCUGGCAACAGAAUCCUAGCGACUAUGCACAAGUUCGUGUUAGAGACGUCGUCUUACUGGACGAAAGUUGGCAAAGAAUGCGAUACGAACUUCUUGAAGGCCAGUUGGCAGCGUUAAAAUCCUUCUGAAAAGCUGAAUGUUCAGAUCGACGAAAAUGACUUUGCCUCGGCGAGCGUCCUGAUCAAUGGCUUCACGAACGUCACGACAACAAAAAGCCGAUUCUGCUCGGAUCUCGUCGCGCCCGUUACCAUCAACGUUGUUGAAAAAGUGAAAUAAUAAAUGACAAGGCUUUUCAGUCGAAACACAACCGAAUGAUCAUCACCUACGCCACUUUCAAGCAGCCGGAAAAUCUUUUCUGGCUGAGUUGGACGACCAUCGGCUGCGGCGGAGAACUUCGAGCGCCUCAGAAGAUCGUCGUCAACAAGAAUCGGCUCGAUCCGGAUGCUCAGUCCUACGAGUGCCACUAUAGUAUUAAGGUACUUUUUUCCGGAACAAAUUUUUCAGAAGAAUAGUUCUAAAAGUUUAUUGAAAAUCGAAGUUUCAGGGAACAGAAGUUUAUGAAAACAUAGGGGGAGAUUGAACGGUGAAAAACGCCUAAAUUUCGAAUAGUAACGUUGAAUUACGUUUACGUUGAUGUAAAUCUUGACAAAAAAACUAUUAUUAUUUGUCUAAAAAUUUUUGUUGAAAAAAAACGUUCGUUAUACCUUGAAUUCGUAUUCCUAAAAAAUAGAGGCUUUUAAUAAUUCUGAAGUAAAUUUUUUUAGGAAGAAGAAUUACGACGGAGCUCUCAUUUCACUGUCUCAAUUAUGUACAUAAUUUAGAGUUUUACGGAAAGUAGAAUUUGUCUGAUGAUGAGCGUGAACAGUCUCACACAUCUUCAUUUUAUUUCGUUUCAAGUUGAAUCUCAUGGGGAAAAACUUCGAAGUUGUAGAUGAAUUUGAAAAAUACUGUAGACCGUACGAAGCAAUGUUCAUUCAGGCGCCGCUGGAUAAAAAAGUGAAGCUGAAAAUCGAAGAGUUUUCGGUGUACUCGAAGAAUUCGGAUUGCACUUAUGAAUCGUCUAAGCCAUUCUACGGCGUCGCUGUAAGAGUUUGACUUGUUUUUCAAGAAAAAUAUGAACUUCCCAGCUUUUCACCGCUUCUUCUAACGAUUCCGGCCUCGCUCAACACGUUCUCUGCACACAGACCACUCAGGAUCACUUCAAUUCCCACACCAACGAGCUUUUCAUAAUCAUUUCGGUUUUCUUGAACUCACCAAGUAGCAUUUUGAGCUUCCGCUUUAGGUAAACUCUAGCCAAGUUGCUCCAAACGAAGUCGGAGAGUUCUUCAAAGCUUCUUUCGAAUUUGUUGACAGCGACCAAGAAGACGUCUUUGAUCAGUGUGGUGGAAUCAUCGAACGUUUGUGGAAAAAAUAAUAUCAAAAAGAAGUCUGAUUUUUUUCAGUGAAGCCGAAACUAAUGACGCAAAUUCAUUCUCCCGGAUUCCCGAAGAUGUACAACACUGGCGUCAGCUGCAACUGGCUCUUCAAGGCAAGAAACAGCGGGAUCGUGAGUUGAUGCGCAGCGAAACUUGCAGGCUCCAGAGGGCUACCACAUCAACUACACGAUGAACGAGUUCCACUCUCCCAACUACGACCCCGUCCGAGAACCUUCCCGCUUCAACAUAAGAUCCUCUUUAACUGGACUAUCGUGAGUUUUCUUGAUAUUCAUGACACUUUACCUACUUACCUUUGAGAUGCAAGAAAUGGAGUUUCUACAUGGAUGGCGCGCUAACUUUCUAUGAAACCAACAGCAGGUCAGCUUCCUUCGAAUUUAAUCAAUAAUUUUUUUUUCUCGCCCGGAAGAGGUUAUCUGUUGGUUAGGGUAAACGAUGAUCAGAAUCUCAACUUAAAAAUAAAAAAAGUUAAAAAAAUUGAAAGUAGAGCCGUUGACUCUUAUAGAUUUACGCGAUAGACCACGCCUCCUUUUUGAUGACGUCAAUAAGCUGUUGUGAUCUUUUUUUCUCUUUCGAAAAGAAACUGUUAACUUCCAGCAAGACUCCGCCUGUCGAAAGGUUUUGCGAUGAAACUCCCGAUCCGAAAAAUAUUAAAGUUCGCAGUGGAGAGGUACUGGAGCAUCACUCCCCUGAAAAUAUAACUAUUUUCCAGUCUUUGGUCGUUUUCACUGGAGUCAAUGCCUCUCCAGGCCAAAGAAGUGGUCAGGCGACUUCCAGCAAAGUAGAGAAAUUGUUGGGAAUUCUCGAAAAAGAAGCAAUUUUGAAGAUGGGAUUCUCCCUGAGCGCCGAGCUUCUCUGUGGUGGAACAGUGUAUGCAGACAACAAGCCGACCGUUUUUUCGCUUGUUCGUCAAACGGAAAGCUGCGAAAUCACAAUAGUCAGGAAAUAUCCGGGUAGGUUCAGUGGUUCAAAGCACAAGCAAGGAUGUUGCUCAAUCUUUUUUCUUCACUUUUUUUUUUCAAAUUUGUUGAUUUUAUUUUUUUAAUUUUCACUUUUUUUUUAAUUCGACCCAUUUUGGACUCCUCGAACGGAAAAAAAGUAUUUAAAAAAAUAAAAAAUUUAAGAUAUUCAGAUCAAGAUGGCAAGAUUUUUCUGCGAGUGGAAAAGUUCAUGCCCCACAUCGAUAAAUCCCAAGUUUCGGAUUUCGAUGCCAAACUCUACAUCAAUGGCGAUGCUCUACAGGCGACGUCUGUUAUUCAAGCGUCUUUUCUAGAAAAGAUGAUUCUUCCAGAACUUCUGACUUUUUAUCAUCGAGGGAGUCAAGAGAGUACAUUGGGAAUCGGAUUAACGUCUCCGUCGUCGUCGGCCAGAAUCCGUUGACCCUCGUCUUCGAGUACCACACCAACUCUGAAGGUCUUUUUGAGCAUUCGGAAAGUUAUUCAGCUAAAAAAAAGAGCCUCCAUAAUGUAAAUUUUUGAAGUUUGAUCAAGGGCUUCUGAAACCUGAGAGAUAGUAGUUACUCAGUAAAGUUUCGGAAAUAGAGAAGCCUGGAUAAUUUUUUUUUUCUGAAAUGUCUUUUAAUUUUCACGAAAAUAAUAAGGUUCAAAGGCCAAAAUUUAAUGCUCAAAACUUCAAAAACUUCAGUGAGCAAAAAAAAAUUGCUUUUUUUUUUGUUGCGAAUGAAAAUCUGAGAAAUAAGUGAUUGUGUGUGAGAAGAUAAAAAAAGGCUCAUUAAUGAGGACGAUUUGCAGUUUGCGGAGGCGAGAUCAAGCAGGACCAAGGUUUCCUGACUACUCCCCGUCGUUUUGACGAGGAAUACGACUGCGAGUACGUCCUCCGUAACUCUCCUGGCAACACCGUCACCGUCCAAGUCAUGUGAGACCGAUUUAACAACUUUUCAAAAGUUUUUCAUGCUUCUCUAUUAAUAAAUCCGAUUAAGUGCCUGAAAAACGUUUCUUUUGAAUGGCCUGUAGCCGUUGAAGGUUUUUUGAAAUAGAAUGUUUAUUGGAAAGUUUGAAAAAAACUGCUCUGACGACUUUUAAUCAUUCUUUCUUGUUUUUAUUACCGAAAUAGCUGUCCUUUUGACUCAAGAACUUGGUAUUAACCAAAUCCAGUAACGCAACCCCAAUAGAAUUUCUUUAUUGACUCAUUCAGGAAUCUGACAAUGUCCUCGUCGACCGACUGCGUCAGGUCCUACUUGGAAUUCCGAAAGUUCAACGAAUCUGGUCCGCUUCUGGCUCGUCUCUGCGAGUUCCCAGUCGGAAACGCUACUUUUGAAGUUUUUUGAGUAUCGAUUAUGACGUACAGUCUAUAAAUACAGGCGCAAGUCAUCUGGAUGAAGAUUCGGUAUCGAAAAGCUUUGACCGAAGAAAUGGGUCCAGUCGUCGUUACUCCCAAAAUCAACUUGAAAUACAAGAAAAGUAGGUUCCAGUGAGAAGAUGUCCAUUAAGUAUUCUGAUGAAGACGCCGGUUCGGACACUCGGUCGAAAGUUAUCGCCAAACCAAUACUCGAUGUUGCCGAGGCCACUGAAUCGACUUGGGUCCUUGAAGGAGCUCCUGGAAAGGUUGGUUUUCAUAAUUUUCUUUCUCAAAAGAAUUCAUUUACAGGACUUGGCUAUACGAUUCACCAAGAUGCGAAUGUUGGGAAGUGAAUCUGGAAUAACGGUUGAAACGAGAAGUCAUGAAAAUUGGAACAAAAAAUGUUUUCAGUUCACCGAAACUUCUGAUUCUGAUUCUGAAGCUGUCACCAACCCGCUCGCUCAGGUCUACAAAGGAUCCUAUCCAUACAGAGGUUAGAAAGUCCGAUCGAAAAGUGUUGUGUUGAGUUUCAUAAAAUCAACACAGCAUUAGCGUUUUGAAAAAAAGGACCAUUUUUUUCGGAGUAUUCCAUAAAGGAAAAGCUCAGAAUUCAUACUUCCGUAUGAAAAAGUGACGGUGAAGGCCAAGUACGAAUUAACGGACGAUUUCGAGUUUGAAUGGGAACUCCUCGACUCGCCUGACACCAACGCCACGUUCACCCCAGAAAGCCCUAGGAGUACGGUUUUUUCCUGGAUUUCUCGAAAUUCGAACCUUACACAGACCACACAUGCGGCGAAUUCCUUCAUCCGACCAGCGAGUGGCAGUAUAUCAGCAAUCCCACUGAACCUUUUGGAGGUUUCCUUUGAAAAAAUACCCGGAGCUCCAUAAUUUUGUUUAAUUCUUCAGGUGGAUACGGUUAUCCUGUGGACACUCAUUGUCUGUGGACCAUCCAAAGGAAACUUUUCACUGGAAUCGAGUUGAAGGUAAAAAAUCGAAUUAUUUAAUAAUGACCUAACGGAUCUAUCAUGACUUUCAGUUCGAGAAAUUGUCCCUGGAAGAGAGUCCAAAUUGCGUGUACGACUACGUCGGCUUCGUCGUGGACAAUGUCGUCGAAGCCAAGUACCAAGAGUUGGUUUUAUUACUGGCAAACCAGUGAAAACCGUCUGGAUCUUAUCAAAUAAAACCGAUUGAAGCUCUCAAAAUACACACAUUUCAUAAAAUUUCAGCAUGGAAGCUUCUGCAACAUCACGUCAUUGCCAACUUAAAAAGAGCAACAGCACCUUCAAAUACAGCUACAACAAGGUUUUGGACGUGAAAAAGGAACUUUCUCAUGAAUAUUUGAAAGGUGCUGCGGAUCCACUUCGUGUCGGACCACAACCGAGGCGGCGCCGGAUUCCGACUCGGCUAUCGACUUUGUUUGUAACAAUCGCAGAGAGUUGAGAUGAGAGUUUCUUUUAGCCUGCACCUCUUUCGACUAUCUACCGGCGUCGAAUGGCCUGACUCAGUACGAACUGACGAGUCCUCACUGGCCCCGGGGGACUGCAGAACGGGACUACGUUAGUUUUUCCCUCAGUUUGAGACACAACGGAAAGAAUCCAUGACAUUUACAGAACUGCGAGUGGACGAUUUUGUCGGAGAGCAAUCGUCAGUUCGACGUCCAGAUCAUCGACCUCGAUAUGCUCGAUGCGGAGGGCUGUCCAGACGACUUUUUGACUUUGGUGAGAACUCGAAAUGACUAGGACUUGCAAUGAAAAUUCGACCCGCGAUGAACAGUUUUCAUUUCAUAUUGUUUCACGGAUCUCGAACUUUUCAGAAUAAUCUUGAUAAUAUAUGGCAGCCCUUGAACUGAUAACUAUUUUGAAAAAUUAUUAAAAUAUUCAAAAAAGGUUUUCUAACAUUUUUUCGAAAUAUCCGAGAUGAGGAAAUAAAAACUUUGGCAAACUUUGUAUCCUUUGAAUGUUUGAAGCAACUAAAGCGAGACGAUUUUUCAGCGUCUGGCGUUCUACUUCUUAAUGAAAAUGGCAAUUCGACUGUUUUUGAAAGCAUACAUUUUUGUUUCAAAGCUUUUUAGAGAGUUAAAAAAAAAUUUCUUGAUUCACAUCACGGAAGGUAGUAAACACAGAAAAGUUAAGAAUGAUUAUGUUCCAAUUUCUUAUCUCUCUGUGGGAUACUGUAGAUGACGAGGUAUUUUCCAGGCCUCGAGAUCCUCGGUCAUCCGUCAGCUGCCGGACACGGCCAGCUACUGCGGAAGAUUGGAUGAAAACGAAAAAGCCAACUAUACAUCGCUCUACGGUCGCCUCUUUGUAAAAUACAAGGCUAGCAAGAACUCGAAAAAGGUUUUUUACUCAAAAAAUAAACCUAGAACUUCUCUUCAGGGAUUCAAACUGAGGAUCAAAGAAAAAGUCGUCGAAUGCACUUCAGAAGUUAUUCACGUCGAUGAGAACAACCCAACGAAGGAGAUUUUCACUCCAGAAUUCCCAGGAAGUGCGGAAAAUGAAAAAAAAGUUGAAGUUGAUGAUCCCCUUCUUUUAGAAAUGCCAGCUUUGACGGACUGCGAAUACGUGAUGGCGGGUCCGAACGGCCACAGACUGAAGUUUACGGUGAACCCUGACCUUUUCCGGCUCGACCUGCAGCCUGGAGACACGUCAGUGUAGACCCUUCAUCUUAAAAGUUCACUUCGGACGAGUUCAGAUGUCCUUUCGAAUUUGUCGAGUUUUACGACGGCCCAACAGUCAGCUCUCCACUAAUAGGAAGGUUUGUUUGUUUUUUCUCUUUAUUUAUGAAUUAUUUAUAGUUCAAAUACUUCUCUCGUUUUUUAUUCGUUAUCAAGCAAGUUCCCUCGAAAAACAACGCACAGAAAACAACUAAACACAAAAAAUCCGCUUGAAGCACUUCCGACCUGAAAAGACUUGCGCGCGGUGACAAAAAUCGCUUUUUCACAUUCUGGAAUGAAGCUGAACUUAUCAGAUUUAGUGUCUAGGAACUACUUGGUAGUCUCCUCGAAAAUCCACAAAAAUUGAAAACUGGCUCAAGCACCUGGAUGAUUUUUCAGGUACUGUGGGAAAAAGUCGCCGUCGACGAUCUUCUCGACCUCCAACUUCUUGUUGAUGCGCUUGGUUACUCACAUCUCGACGUCAGCUCUUGGAUUUAAUGCCACCCUAGAAUUGGGUUCGUUCUGACUGACUCGACGUUUAAUGUUUGAUUUCAACUCAGCCAGUUGCGGUGGAACGAUAAUGGUGCACACAAACGAGACCCAGAAAAUAAUGUCGCCCAACUUCCCUCAUCAAUAUACUCCGAUGGUGGACUGUGAAUGGACGGUCCGUAGUGCGAACACUCACUUGCUCGAAACCAGGUCCUUUUUUGUUGAAUUUCAAAAAAAUUAUCUUUCAAAUGUUUUACCUUAAUUUUAGUCACGUACUUCUUGUAAGAGUUUUUAUUAUUUCCAACUGGUCUGAAAAUUUUCCAGAAUUGAUGCUUUGUGGCUGACUUAUAACCCGAAUUGCACAACUGAUCGUCUGACUGUGCGCGAUGGAAACGCCACCGGUACCGUCUUCUUCUGAUUUAUAUCGGAAUCCGUACGUUCAGCGCCGUAUUUGGUGAGUCCGACAUGUUCUCCGCGGACGAUGCAGUCGGAAUGGCAGAGGGCGUCGGGAAGCAGGAUCACCGUCCAGUUCCACGCCAAUUCCUCCAUCACGGUCCGUCUUUUUUCCGAAGAGUUUGUGACUUGGAACCGUUCAGAGAGCCACCAGGAACUACUGCAAGGACAAAAAGUGUGGAUUCGAGCUGUCUGUCAGGCUCAGCGGAAGGGGUCAGUUGAAUCUUAGAAAAAAUGCCCUCUUUGAAAGCCUCUUCCUGUAUUUUUAGCCGGUAAAUGAUCACUCAGGAUACAUCUAUGCAAGCAAUAUGCUAAAAAUUGCACUACGGAUCUUUUUCCAAUCAAUUCACCACAACUUAUUAUAUACCAGCAAAAAGUAAAGAACUUUCAUCAAAACUUUCUUUGAAGCUUGUGGCGGUAGAAUCACGGACGACAGCGGCGAACUGACGGUCCCUGGAUACCCUGAUACAAUUCUGCCUUACCUCAAGUUGGAAUUUCCUCCAUCAAGAAGUCAGAAAUCCUUUCCAGGUGUCUCUGGCAGUUUGAUGCUGGUCCCAAAAAGCGAUAUAUGUUCGAGCUGAAGUUCACCAAAGACUCUGUAGGUUGAUGAAGUUUCACAAUGAUUUUUCGGCUUUUUCCAGGGACUUAGGCCGUUUAACACGUCUACCAGCUGCUAUAUGGACCUGCGGGUAAGAAAAAUAGGGAACGAAGAAAUAAUGAAUAAAUAAAUCCAAGUUUGUUCCGAAAGUAAUGAAAAUUUAUUUUGUGGUCGAAAAAUGCCAAUUUGAAAAAUAAAGGAAAGAAGUUUUUGAUAUGAAUACUGCUCGCUUUUUUAAAUUCAUAUCAAAAUUUUCUAUUUUCGUCAAAAAAAAGACUUCUCAAAAUUGUUUUUACUGUUUGCUGACUCCCUGCCAAACGCCGUUUAAAACAUUCAUUUCUCUCAUAAAAAAAAAACAGGCCGGUCAAACAGAAAGAAAUCUUCUAUUCGUUAAUCCCCAUUCAGUACUUUUUUUCCAGUACUUGAACGGAGAUUUCAAGGACGACAAGUCCUUCUUCCUGGACCGCCGAUUCUGUUCCAACUCAGCGACUGCCUUUACCACUGCUGACCUGGCCACUGUUAUGUAAUACUUUGAAUUUCUCCUUCAGAUAUAUUUUUAGAAAAGGCUUGUUUCAGAUUUGACAACACUUACGAAUCGCGUUUCUCGACUAACAAGGCGCCCAGGACGCUGACUCCCUUUGUUCUCAAGUACAGCAAGGUUCACAAAAUGAAGCGCUCUGAGUAAUAAAAUGUCUUCCUUUGAAGCUGACGGCUAACUAUGGCGACGGCUCAUGUACAAGGGUCACAAGAAUGAAUGAAACUUUCACUUUUAUGCCGACCUCCACCGUCGGCCACGAAGUUCAUAAUAAUGGUACUGUUUAGCAUCUUGAUCAGUAAUAAGCUCCUAGGCCUUGUUAACCCAAAUUUCCCAAAAGUUACAAGGAAAUAUUUCAGAUUUGUGUCACCUCGUGGUGAAGCGACCCCGCGAGUUCCAAACGACCACAAUCACAGUCACCAACUAUUCGAGUCCCCUGGAAGUCUCAGCCACGCGGACUUGCUUCGAAUGGAAUUCCUACUUCGACAUCAAAUGUUUCCUAUUCCUUCUGAACGAACCAUAAGAAAGAUUUCCAGCCGACAAACCGAAUCAUAUCAACCUCCGUGGAUGUAACACGACUUUCAACAGUAAGGAGAAGGUCCAGCGGCUGACGACCGUCAACAAAAAGAUCGACGUCUUCGUCGUCAACCAGCAUGAAUCCAUGCAGCAGUUCGUCCUCAACGUCGAGAUGCAAGGUAUAAUCUCUCAAUCUACCGAACUUAUACAUUAGAAAACAAUUUAUCUGUUCAUCAGAAUGUGGAGGUGUCAUUGAAACGCCGUCUUCUGGAACCAUUACAAGUCCAAAUUGGUCCCUUCAUGGCCAAUACCUCCCAAAUUCCCACUGCAAAUGGUUCCUCACAGCUCCAGAAGGCCAAGUUGUCAAGGUUUCGAGUUUUACUUGUCAUCAUUAAACCAAGACGUUAUCAGAUCAAUAUUUUAAUGAUGGAUGUGGAGUACACGACAGAGUGCGUCAAUGACAUUUUGACUGUUGGCGAAGGUUUUUUUUUCAGUUUUUUUCAAAUAAAGCUUUUUUGAAGUUACUUUUCCGCGAUCUCUAUGCCUAGACUCAUUCUAUAUGCGCCCAUAAAUCUCCAAGCUAAUUUGAAAAAGUAAAAAGUGUCAGGAAUCGACAAUUUGAUAAUCCACAAGUACUGCAACAGCAACGACGAGUACGGAAAGCCAGAAGAACAGCUCGCCGAACGCUUCAAAGUACAUUGAGCUCCCUCAUUUCGAUGCAAAGUUAUUUUUUGCAGACUGUAGUUUCUGUAAGUCGAUAUUUGACUCUGGAAUGGCACACAGACGGACAAAACGAACGCAACGGAUGGAAAAUCGACUACGAAUUCGUGAAUGCCAACAACGGUUGGUUCAUCUUCAUACAGGGAGAAGCAAAAAUCUAGAUUAUCAAUUUUUCAUAUUUGAAAAAAAUAUCUGUGUUGAGGUUUUUUGAGAAACUAUCUUCGAAAAUCACUCUAGAUUUUUUCUUGUAAAUGUUAUGAGAACUUUUACAGUAUGCGGCUACGCGACCAAGGGAAUGUCUGGCGUGAUCCAUUCCCCCAACUUCGACAAGGACUACCGCAACAACGAGGAGUGUCUUUGGGAUAUUCAAGUUCCGAUGGGAUUCCACAUUUCCAUUCAUUUCACUCAUUUCGACGUUGAAUCGUCGGAAAAUUGCUCCAAGGAUUCCCUCGUGGUAGGUUUCUAGUUGAAACUGUAGAAACUAUUUAAAAGUCUAGAUUUGUUCUGCGCCAUUUAGUUUUAGGCUGAGUUGGAAAAAAUGAGCGGUAUGGUAAAAUGUUCUCUAAAUCAAAUAUGUUCCGCUUACUUUCAGCCAAAAAAAUUAGGGCGCAACCCAAAAACAGAAAAAAUAACUUGGAAAUGGUUAUAUUAAAUUCUCCAAAAAAAUAUUCAAGUUAAAUUUUCAGAUCUCGCAAGAACACAGUGCUCGCGCCUUCGCUCCAGUCGGCGACUAUUACUUUGUCUUCGAAAACGAGGAAAAAUCGUCGCCAAAAUGUGGAAUCAACCUGCCGAGGGACUUUUCAAGCGAAAGCAACCGCGUCAGACUCAACUUCACCACCAACCAGGAAAUCACGGCCAAGGGAUUCCGUCUGGAAUGGAAGGCCGAGUGUGGAACUGUCUUCACUCUGAACCACGGCGUCGUCUCUUCGCCCAACUACCCUCAGUAUUACGGCAAUGUCGACCGCGAAUGCAUGUACAUGAUCUAUCCGCCUCCAAAUGCCGUCGUUGCUCUUCGGUUCCUGGACGUCGACCUCAACAACUUCAAAAGUCUUCAGAAAUAUUUUGCAUUCCAUUAUUUUUGGGGUUUCAGUCAAUGCCGAACGUUACCCUUGUCGCCAGGAUUAUGUCGAGGUCAUCGAUCUCGAGAACAAAAACUCGGUGUCCGUCGUCUGUGGCGGAGAACCUCUCCCUGAGAUGCCGUUCACGGUUAAAGUUAGUUCUAGUAGAUUGUACUCAUCUACGAAUCUUGAUAGUCUUCUGACACACUCCUCUAAAUUUCACAAUCAUGAAUGCGUUGAUUUUUUUACUUAACCAAAUGUCCCUAACAAAACGCCCCCUUCUUAGUUUUUUCGUAAUUUCGCUGUCUCCAUCUUCAAAGACUGUUUGAGAAAUUUUUCAAAUUUAAUGCUAACACAUAUGAAUAUGGAAAUCUUGAUAUGUCUUUAAGGGUCCUGUUGGCAUUCGGCUGCUCACCAACACCUCGUUUUCCUUCAGAAGCUUUGAAAAUAAGCGAAGUUUCCGCGGAUUCCAACUCUCCUACUCCAUCAACAGUUACCAGGAAUUUUUUUUCAAAAUAACAAAUCCUUCAGAAUGUGGCGGCAACAUUGUGCUCAAAGAGGAUAAUAUGGCGAGGUCGAUCUCUUCGCCGGCCUUCCCUCUGGAGUACGAACAUCAACUCGACUGCGUCUGGAACAUCACCACCACUUCAGAUCGCGUUAUUGUGGCCAAGUUGGACUUGGUCCCAAUUCCUUCGAAAAAGUUUUUUGAUCCAGAUUCGAAGAUAUGGACAUGGAGCAGGUGAGCGAUUGCUCUGCGGACGCGGUCGAGGUCUACGAUUCGGCGACCAUUUCCAACACAUCUUUGCUGGUUCGAACUUGUGGCGACAAGUCUAGGUUAUCAUUUCGAACAAUUCUGGGAUAACUCUCUCGAACUUCCCUUCUAGAAUGCCGAUAGCGCCACUGCGAACUUCUGGAAACAGCAUGCUUAUUCGGCUCGUGACGGACUUCUCAUUAUCGGGCAAAGGAUUCAAACUCGUUGUCACUGCUACCUUGGGUUCCAUUCAUAUUCACGUAUUAUUAGAAAGAAAUGUAUGUUAAGGAGAAUCGAAAGGAUGUGGUGGGAAGCUCCAAGCGAGCGGAGAAUGGAACGCGCUGACCCCGCCCAAGACUGAAAAUGGUAGGAAAAUGAGAAAAAAAGGGUCCAGAAAUUAUGUGUUUCAGGAGAGUACGCGAUGUCUUUGAAGUGCGGCUGGACGAUUUCGGGACCAACAAACACCAUGCUGGAAAUGAGGCUCGUCGAAAUGGACACGGAGCCUUUGUCCGUGCCGCCAGGGAAAACUGUGCCCCCCGUCUGCAUCGACUCUCUUUCGGUCUGAUCCUUCUAAAAUUUUUAUAUGACUUCUAGAAAAAUCUAGGAAAAAUAACUACUAAAUGCUGGCUAAAUUCUGAAUGGUAUUAUUCAUUUACCUUUACUUGAGACGCCAUUCAUUUAUGUGGAAUGACUCGAAAUUUUGCGGUUGUGUAUGUUUUGAGAAGAUUUGAACGCUUGAAAAGCAACAACCAUUCAAAUCUUAUAUUUUCAAAUCAAUCGUCAAACUUCGAAGACUUGUGAAAGGAUAUCUGAAUUCGACAACUAAAAAUACGAAAAGCUAAGAAAAGCAUUCUUUUAUUCCGUAGACUCUAUCAAGGCGAUUUUCUGAAUAGUUAUUUUAAUGCAUACCUAGAAUCAUAAAAAUGAGAUACAGUAACUUUUUUUUUAACUUGAAAAAACCGAAAAAUUUGAAGAUUUUCGACGGUGUCCGGAUGCUUUCGCCGCUGAUCGCCGAGGAUUUGUGCUCGGAGACGACGGUUGAAAAGCUUCCAAUGUACUUCCACACGUCCCAUCGGUACCUCAGAAUCAUUUCUCCUUGUGAUAUUUCGUCUCAGACACGCUUUCGUCCACUUUGAGACGGACGAGACUAACUCUGGAAAGGGAUUCAAACUCGAGUAUCGCACACAGGAAGGCAAGUUUAUAUAAACUAUUUGAAACUUAUCUUUUCCAUUUUCAGCGGAAUGCGGUGAAUGGCUGAAGGCGACGAGUUAUGAGAAAACGGUCACUUACUCAGUGAAAGCAGUGGCGGGUACGGAAAAGCUUUUGUUUGAUAGAAGAGGAAAGAUUUUAUAGAAGCAAAGGAGAACCAGAGAAACCAACGAUGUAGAUACGUCAUCGAAGCGUCAGAAGAAGCGCCGGUUCUCAUCCGAUUCAAGUACGGUCUUUUUUUCAAAAACCUGGACUUUUGAGCUCAAGCCAGGAAAAAAAAACUAUCCUUAUUUUUUCAAUAUGUUUGUUUAUUUAGUAGAAGGUUUAAGUUUUGAAUAUGUUAAGUUUAAGUCAUUAAGUCAUUAAUAAUUUUUGGACUAACCUUUCGAAUUUCUUCAGUUCAAUGAGGUUCCCAUCAGAAGCCGGAGACUGUUCUGAUGCCUUUGUCGAGGUUUGAAAAAGUGGGCGGCAAAAAAGAUAAAUGAUGUGGUUGAAGAUAAGAGAUGCGGGUGCUAUCAACAACUGUCAACAUCCGGCUUGCGCGAGAAUUCCAUCUCAAAGGAAGGUAAAAGCUUCGUGAAAACCUUCUCUAUAUCCCAGCUUUAAUUUGAAUUUCAACUUGUCGAUAAUUCAUUUUUUUUUUUUAGUAAUAGAUGUAGUCGACUAGGCGCUGAACAAGACGUUUUGUCACUAUUCGCUUUUGGAACCGAUUUUGGCGAACUAGAAGUCCAUACGUGUAGCUGAUCAAGUUGAAAGCAAGGUCUUACGGUCUUACUUGGUUUACUGGGCCUAGUCCAUUCAGUAGCGCCUCGAGGAGCUUAGAAUGUAGCCGAUGUUGAAGUUGAAGCCCCUAGACCGUUCUCUAGGUAGAAGCCUUGAAAUGAAAAUGGCCAAUUCGACACGGAAUCGAAUUCAAAAUUUCAGGUGACCCGAGUUUGCGGAUCUGCAGUACCGCCCAUUCAUAUUUCCAACACAAACAUCGUCCAGGUUAUCCAGUACCUUCGAAUUAUCUCAAUUAAAAAAAGCCUUCAGAUUUCUACAUCGGCCUUGAUUGACGCGAGCAAGGCGGCUUCCAUGUCAUUCACCUACUACGCUCUAACAAGUUUCCGGAUAAAAAUGUUUACAGAUGACAGAUUCUUUCAGACUGCAACCGAACCAUCGACACUAACAUCUACCGCAGUGGACGGCUCACAAGUCCCAACUAUCCCAACUUCUACUCCACCAACACCACUUGCAACACAAAGCUUUUCGCCGCCGGCAGGAAGAUUCAUUUCUCGUUCAAGUUCGUGCCAAAUUUCCAAAUUAUAUGAAAAGUUCCUAAACGUGUUGAAUAUUCUUACUUUAUUGUAACAAGUUUAAGAAUGAGAUUUCUGAAAAAAAAUACAACUUUCAUCUGUUCUGAAAGUAUUUUUUCAUAUUUUUACUGAAAUCAGUGCCAUUUUCCACCACACUUACCGAAGUUUGUCUGAAAAUACUCAUUGAUUUCCAGAACGCUCAUAAUGGAGACUGAGGCUGAUAAUGAUGCUCCGGAACGUUGCAUUUUCGACUAUCUCGCGGUUUUCCUCUCACAUGAAAUCUUUCAAAUGAUGUUUUUGUCAGAUAAAAGAAGAAAACAGAGAAAAAAGGUUCUGCGGAGAAAAUUUGCCCGACUCGAUACUCAGCAACAAGGGCGACAUCGACGUGAGUGGUCUCUGAAGGGUUUCAAAAUGUGGUGCUUUCAGUUCCUUUUCGUCUCCGACUACAAUCAAGAACAUGACGGCUUCGAUCUGACUUAUCACGUUUUAGUCAAAGAGACAGGUUUGUCUGAAUAAAGAAAACUCCUUCUGAAAAAGAUCAUAAUGCAGAUGAUUCGCUACUUUUUGCCGAUUCUUACGACAGAGAAGGAGUGAUUUCGAGUGUUGGCUACCCUCUCGGCUACAAAAAGUCGAUGACUCAGACGUGAUCCAUUUCUCUAAUUCUGCCGAUAUUCUUAUUCUUUGAGGUGGAUGAUCCGGCCACCCAACGGACACACUUGCCAGCUGUCGGUGCUGGACGUGGGCCUGGGGACGAACAGGAAGGAAUGCGCGUCACAAGGUGCAGCAGUGGCGUGGUUUCCGAGACGAUGACUCAUGCUUUCAGACGAGUACCUCGAGAUCGAGCAGGCGGGCGAGGACGGCGACGAGCUUGACCUCCCUUCGACGACUCGGCUCAGAGACUGCUCCCUGGUCGGUUUCGAAAGAGUUUCAACAUCGAAAACGUUGAUCUAUCAAAUAAGAUCGCAGAAAGUGCAGUAAGAUAUGUGGACAUGCUUAUCCAGAUUCCACAGUUAACAACAUUUCACAAAAUUUUGAACGGUUUCAUUUUUUCUAGCUAAAAAGGAGUUCUAGAAGACGUUAAAAUCGUGAAUUAAGGUCUGAUAGCAACCAAAGUCGAAUUAAAAAAAAACAAAAAUAUUACUUCGUUUUCUCUCUAGAAAAAAACCUGCAAAAACAACUUUUUGACGAAUAUUUCGAAUAAUUAACCAGAUUUUUUUUGGUUAAGAUUUUCGUGCUUUAUUGAGACUUCAUUGAAAGAUUAUUUUCUCCACCACUUUUCACAGCAGUUGCGAAUAGAAAAUAUUGAAGGAGAAUGGCCAAAAACCAGUGGUUGAAAUGCGACCUGGAGUAGAUCGUUACCUCAAGCUGACCUUCAAAUCUGACGAUGAUCAAACCAACGACGGCGUCGGAUUCCGCGUUUCUUGGAAGUGCGAAAAUUAUGAAAGCCCUCAACUUUGA
Caenorhabditis auriculariae is the source of this 23205-nucleotide messenger RNA. The record is from the annotation of a GenBank genome assembly. NCBI's taxonomy places the organism in Eukaryota, Metazoa, Nematoda, Chromadorea, Rhabditida, Rhabditidae.